UGAUUCCUUGAGAGUAGGUUGAGACGGAAGAGCGGACAGGAGGAGCAGGAGAUGCCAAAAAGCCCAUCAAAAAGGGCAAGGAGCUCCAAACCGGGCACUGCCGCUUACUGUGCACACUCGAGAUCUCGUCAUCAUCAACUGGUAAUGGCUUGGCUUAAUCACGGGCGCAACGAUAAAUUAUUGUCACAAGGGCGGAGCCGACAGAUCGCUAACCCACCCAAACAGUGCUGCAUUAUUGGCUGGCUCUCCUCCUCUCACUCGUCUCCUUGGAUCGGUCGAUCAAUCACUGAAAAAUACCCUGUUUGAUUUGAUCUCUCCCAGCCUCGCUCCCAUCUCCGCCGGACCACCCACAGCUCCGACUCGACUCAACCUAACUCACUGCUGCUUGCUGCUGCUGCUGAUGCCACCACGCCACCGCACGAGCUCGAGCUGCUGCCAUUAAUGCGCUCCCUCCGCUUCUCGCCACGCCCAGGAGCUGCCGCGCUCUGACUGACUUGAUCCGCCCGCACGGCCGCUGCUCCGGUCGGCGCUGGCCUGAACAGCAAGAACCACGAACCCGGCGCAAAUGGAGGGGAGGGCGCGGCGGCGGGGCACAGGCACCGGCGCCGGCGCAAGCACGAGCCCCGGCCGGAACAAGGUCUGGGUCGAGCCGCCGGGCAAGAGCCACAGCCACCACCACCCUCCGCGGCGCUCGCCUCCGCCGCCGGCCCCGCCGGCCGCGGCGAAGAGGGUGGCGGUCGUCUACUACCUCUCCCGCAGCCGCCACCUGGAGCACCCGCACUUCAUCGAGGUGCCGCUCGCCAACCCGGAGGCCGGCCUCUACCUGCGAGAUGUGAUUGACCGGCUCAACGUGCUGCGAGGGAAGGGCAUGGCGGCCAUGUACUCCUGGUCCUGCAAGAGGAGCUACAAGAACGGCUUCGUGUGGCACGACAUCUCCGAGGACGACCUGGUGCUCCCCGCUCAGGGCAACGAGUACAUCCUCAAGGGCUCCGAGCUCCUUGACCGAUCACCACCGGAUCGGCAUCAGAAUGUCAUUGGCAGCGCCAAGGCUGAGAGCCCCAAGCACCCGCAAGAAGAGUCUCCUCAGUCGCGAGGAUCACAGGAAGGGUGCUCGUCGUCGUCAUCUCCGUCUGCCGUCACCAAAGCGGCCUCACCUCCAGCUCCUGCUCAGCAACCGCAGCAGCUGCCGAAGUCUGCAGUUGUCGCGCCAUCAUCAUCUGCUUCCACCAGUCGUGAGGAUGAGCAUUGCCGGACUACGCAUUCCGGCUCAUCGGGGAACCUGUCCCCCGAACCGGCAGGAACAAAUGCUCCGCUAUCAGAGUCAAGCUCCCCUGGACCUUCAGAGUACAGAGUUUGCAAACCCAUCGGGGCACAGGAUGCGUCCACACAGACCGAUGACAGCGAGAGGGAUGCUCCUCGUAGGCGUGCUCGCACGGCACGGAUCUGUACAGAGGAUGGUGCAUCAGAUGCUGAGAUUCAAGAGUGUCGUGAAACGGCUGUUCAAGCAUCGCUGAAGGGCCCUGGAAUUGUUCAAGAAUCACCACAGGUGUGUUCGUCUGAUGAUUUUCCCGGUGACAGAGUCGAGACAUUGGAGUCCCUGAUAAGGGCGGAAGCCAGCAGGAGGAGUACCUAUAAUAAGGUGCUAGAGGAAGAACAUCUCUAUUGCCCAAUGGGUGUGAAGCUGAAGCCAGCCAAUUUGCUCAUGCAGAUCAUCACUUGUGGGUCUAUUUCUGUAAAAGAUCACCGUGGCUUUGGACUCAUCCCAACAUACAGGCCAAGGUUCACGCAAGUUGAAUUCCCUUCUCCAAUGUUCUCUACUCCUAUGGCAAUACGGCACCUUGACAAUGUUCCUUGUAGCACAAGAACAAUUGGGGUAAGGGUUCCCGAGUCAGAGUAUCUUGCUGGAAGCUUGGUCGAGGCUAAUAAGCAGCAAGAGUCAGGGAAAGGAGAAAUAACCACACUCAACCGCUCAUCAUCUUAUGACGAGGAUAGAGUAUAUAGAGCGCCAGACCCUAGAAGGGAUAUGGAAAGCUUGGCUGAGUCGAGCAGUUUCAGAUGUCUCCCACAGACUGUCAAAGUUAUAUCAUGUAAGCAAUCCAGAAGUGGAACAACAUUCUCUCCAUACUCUGAUGUCAGGAACACCUCUGGCCAACAAGAAUGCAGUACAAGAUCUUCGCCGCUUGGUUCAUCAUCGAGAAGUGCAAGCAAUAGGAUGACUGACCCACUAGGUAAAUUAUCUUCUUCAAGGGAAGAGUCGUUCUACGAGGAAAGGGAUAAAAUGAUUAGGAUUGAAGAAAGGCUUGCUUCUGGAGCUCGGGUUAUAAUCCAAUCUGCACCCUUGUGUGAAGAUAGCGAUGACAGCACCGAAUCGCUGUAAGGGGUUGUGUUACUUACAUUUUGCUGUGAGCUUAAAUUCUUUGGAAUUUGCUGCAUUUCUCAGAAGUUGUUGGAGCAGCUUGAAAGUGCGAUUUGAUUCAUUUUGUGACCAGUGUGAAUGUGAUAGUCAAUCAUUAUUUUGUUACACCUUCAGGAAGAAUUUGUUGCUCCAGAUUUCCUUUA
Molecule: messenger RNA, 2559 nt
Organism: Lolium perenne
Lineage: Eukaryota; Viridiplantae; Streptophyta; Magnoliopsida; Poales; Poaceae
Product: protein SOSEKI 3
Source: RefSeq, a predicted model, not a curated record